ACACAACAUAAGCCGUCAGUGGCCCUGAUAAACCCAACAAAGAAAGAAGAGUGGUCAGGUUGUUUCAGCUGCUGCUGUGUUAUCUACCUGCUUCUCCUCCUCAUUAUCAUCAUCAAGGAUCAGCGGAUAACUGUGCCAUCAUUAUCCUGCCUCCAGUCACCUCUUUACUCCAUAUGGAAUUUGACGAUGAGUUUUACCUGGAGGAAGAUAAACUAAGGUGCAUAUAGAUAGUGAAGAUCCACCCAAAGAGUAUCAAUGUGGCCGAGACACCUUCCUGGAGUACAUGAGUAUUCCUUGGUGCCCUUGUGUGAUCCUGAAGAUUUCACAAUGCAAGAGGACAUGGAUGCUUAUUGCUCCAUAUUUGAAGAUCGCAUUCCUGAGACACGCAUAACAUCAGGGUCCCCUGUCUGGGAGAAAAGAGAAGAUAGUAAAGAACCCAAAGAAAAGGAGAGUGACAAAGGGAAGGAGGAUGAGGAGAUUAAAGAGGAAGAAGAAGAUAUUAGUGAGAGAGAGAGGUUUUUGUAUGGAUUUCGAAGUGAAAAUAAAAUGGGAAUGACCAUCACCUCAGGGAGUGUCACCCUGGAGAAGAAUGACAGCAACUUGAUCGGCAUUAGUAUUGGGGGUGGUGCCAAGUACUGUCCUUGUCUCUACGUGGUCCAGGUGUUUGACAACACUGCAGCAUCACGAGAAGGCACCCUUCAGAGUGGAGAUGAAAUCACUGGAGUUAAUGGAGUCAAUGUCAAGGGAAAGUCCAAGCAGGAGGUGGCUCACCUCAUUCAGAGGUCUGAGGGUUCUGUCUCCAUUCAGUACAAUAAACUUCAUGCAGACCCUAAGCAAGGAAAGACCUUGGACAUUGCCAUGAAGAAGGUCAAGCAUCGACUGGUUGAAAAUCUCUCUUCUUCAACAGCAGAUGCCCUGGGCCUCUCACGUGCCAUUUUGUGCAAUGACUCAUUGGUCAAAAAACUGGAUGAUUUACAGAGGACUGAAGAGAUGUAUCAGGCUCUCAUGGACCAUACUAAACGACUGCUAAAAGCCUUCUUUGAUUUAGCAAUUGUUUAUAGAAGGUUUGGAGAUAUCUUUUGUGAGAUUGGUGUUCGUGAAAUUCAACAAAGUGCCAAUGAAGCCUUCAACCAGUUUGGGGAGGCUCACCGCCAGAUGGAGAAGUAUGGCAUUAAUAUGCUGAAGAGGCUUAAACCAGUAAGUUGACUUGAAGGACAUAUU
Molecule: messenger RNA, 1221 nt
Organism: Cherax quadricarinatus
Lineage: Eukaryota; Metazoa; Arthropoda; Malacostraca; Decapoda; Parastacidae
Source: RefSeq, a predicted model, not a curated record